This is a messenger RNA of Amblyraja radiata (thorny skate), 4518 nucleotides long. RefSeq names its product mediator complex subunit 30 (gene med30). Gene Ontology annotation, molecular function: transcription coregulator activity. Gene Ontology annotation, cellular component: mediator complex. Bases 416 to 952 code for a protein of 178 amino acids. Gene Ontology annotation, biological process: positive regulation of DNA-templated transcription. The transcript is spliced from 5 exons. The record is from RefSeq and is a predicted model, not a curated record. NCBI's taxonomy places the organism in Eukaryota, Metazoa, Chordata, Chondrichthyes, Rajiformes, Rajidae.
GAAGGAAGUGUUCGCGUCGGGAUUCUGCAAUGAUUGCAGCCCCCCCUUGCUGCACAAUUGCGAGCGUGCCUUUCGCGGAAAGAAAGAGGGGGGGGGGGGGGUUGCUGGAAGCUUAUGCUGUGCGACUCGCACGCUGCUCGGCAGUUGGAGCAGCCUGGAGCAGCCUGGAGCGAGCAGCGCGAGGCCCCUCCUCUCCCGGGCCGGGCCUAGCCCGCCGUCCCAGGCCGUGCAGCCUUCACCUCGACCCGCCCCGCCCCGCCCCCGCUGUUGCUGUUGCUGCCGCUGCCGCUGCCGGCGGUCUCUCACUCCCACUCUGCCUCAAUGAGCCGCUCCCACCGCCGCCCUCACACACCCCGCUCGGCUGGCAUGAGGUUAAACCGACCUUCAGCCAAUUGACGUGUCAGAAGAAAGAGUGAUGGCUACACCCCCUGCACCUGGACCAGGGUUGCCCGGAGCAUUUUCUGGAUCUCAAGGCCAGGCAGGACGUGAAGUUAAUACAGCUUCUCUCUGUCGAAUUGGCCAAGAGACUGUGCAAGACAUUGUCUCAAGAACAAUGGAGAUUUUUCAGCUUCUAAGAAACAUGCAGCUGCCAAAUGGUGUGUCAUAUCACGUUGCCACCCACCAGGAUAGGCAGGGGAAACUGCAAGAGCACCUUCGCCAGCUGUCUGUGCUCUUCAGGAAGUUGCGACUGGUUUAUGACAAGUGCAAUGAAAACUGUGCCGGUUUAGAUCCUGUCUCAAUGGAGCAACUUAUUCCUUAUGUGGAGGAUGAAAGUACAAAACAUGAAGAUCAUAGCUUGGCAAAUCAACUCCGUUUGGCAAGUGAAGAGAGGCGGGAAAUAGUGGAGGUAAAUAAGAAACUUAAACAGAAAAACCAGCACCUGAAGCAAAUAAUGGAUCAACUACGUAACCUGAUUUGGGACAUUAAUGCAAUGUUGGCAAUGAGAAACUGAACCAGGCUACUGAGCCUGUUGUUUAUAUUGAUUGAAUGUAUACGUGUGUUGAUGGUGAUAAUCAGGCCCAGCACCUGCUAAUCAGGUUUGCUGGCUGAAGUCUAUUUCAAAAAGUAAUGCAAAGGAAGGGUGCCUUAAUAUGGAGUGCACAGAAAAAAAUAUCCAGAGCUGAAGGUCACUUUGUGAACUGUAUAUUAAUUUGAGAAAUGUAUUUAAUGUGUUUGUGCAGCAACUAUCUGGUUGGUGGUGGAAGGUAUAACACUAAUUCUGAAGGGCAAUAGGACAAGUGCUUUAAAGGAGAAUUUUAACCAUGUGGCAGCUCUAUUUCUGAUCCACAUUCCUGUACUGCGCAGCUAACUGCUACAGCAUUAGUGUCUUUACCUUUCUGUCUUUAAUUAGGUUGUGUUUUAUUUUUCUUUUGAGAAUUUGUGUUACAUUUGUGGUUGAGUCUUUUUGUUUCUUGAUGUCCUGAUGUUAGAAUGUCCACUGCUGCUGCCUUUGAAACUGGACAUGUUCCACAAGCUCAAAAUAAUAUUCAACAUCCCUGUACUCAACCAAAGUUUAGAUCCCCAAUACAUCAAUCCAGACUUAUAGCCUGCCUGUCUAUUCUAAUCCAUUUGCUUUGCUUAGAAAUCACUCCAUGGAACAAUACUGUUCCAGUUCAUUCUGCAUAUUGCUUAGAAAUCCCAAUGUUAGGCGGCUUUUUGGAAAUUAGUUGCUUAUUGCCGCUAAGCUACAAAGCUUUAUUUUGAUAACUCAAUAUCUUAGCGAAUUUGUUCCAGGGUACUGUAAAAUAUUUUCGGUAAUUUAAGACCCAUUUUAUAAAAUGAUCGCAAGGUUUUUUGAUAAAAAGUGAACAGCUUUAAACAGUUGCAAGUUUGUAAAAAGAAAUUGUAUCCUAAAACUAAAUACCAUAAGUGACAAGGCAACACAAUCCACACUCAUCAUACACCUCAAGAAUUAGCUCAAGUGGCUUACGAUGGCUGGCUAUUCAGAAAAUACAGUUAUAUUUUCUAAUAUAUAGUUGCAUUUGUAUCCAGGGUCUUAGUUUUUGGACGGCAAAUUAAAGCAUGCCAAUGCUGACACUCCAUGUAGAUUUACGAAGGUAAUCUGAUGAGACUGCUAACGAGUGGGAUCAACACCUCAUCCUUAUCAAGAUAAAACUUGCAUUUAUUAUUGAAAAAUGUAUUGUCUGGUAUUUCUUGUGCAAUUUGGUCCUUGAUUAUAUGCAAUAUUAAGCCUGCAAAAUCUGACUGCAAUGUUUGAACGCCAGAGUUCCUGAAUUGAUUUUAAAAUAACGGUAGCGCAGCAGUCAAGUUCGGGUUCGAUCCUGACUAUGGGUGCUGGUCGGUGCGGAUUCGAUGGGCCGAAGGGCCUAUUCCAGCGCUGUACCUCUAGACUAAAUUUAUAGAAACAUAUAAAAUUAUAAAAGGACUGGACAAACUAGAUGUAGGAAAAAUGUUCCCAAUGUUGGGGGAGUCCAGAACCAGGGGCCACAGUCUAAGAAUAAAGGGGAGGCCAUUUAAAACUGAGAUGAGAAAAACCUUUCUCACCCAGAGAGUUGUGAAUUUGUGGAAUUCUCUGUCACAGUAGGCACAGGAUGCAUUUAAAAGAGAGUUGGAUAGAGCUCUUGAGGCUAGCGGAAUCAAGGGGGAUGGGGAGAAGGCAGGCACAGAUUACUGAUUGUGGAUGAUCAGCCAUGAUCACAAUGAAUGGCGGUGCUGGCUCGAAGGGCCGAAUGGCCUCCUGCACCUAUUUUCUAUGUUUCUAUGUAAACUAAACUAAAGAGAAUUAUUACCCAAACCGCCCAACUAGGUAUGGAUAUAUAUAUUUUUUCCUUCUCCUUUGACACCUCUCUGUAAGCAACUUCUCAAUUUGUGUGUGUGCCCAUUGUUCACUCAUUAAUGCCAUGCUGUAAGGGGAAUGCCCAGGAUAACACCUCUCAUUUCAGAGUAAUUAGUUUAACCAGAAACCUUAAAGAAUGGACAACUCUGACUUUAAUGUCUGCCUAGCAGAAUUGGAGCUCAGCACUCCAGAUAGCAUCUUCUAACGAAUAUACAAGGAGAUUAAUUUGAUUUUUCAUCUUCUAACUGUUGUAAUAAUUCGACACGCAUUUGAAGCUUUCCAGGCCUUAAAGCUGCUAAAGGGAACUGGGUGAGGUGCUGCGGAACUUCUUUGCAUUGGGUGCAAAGAUUUGGACCAAAUUCCCUUGGGUCCAUAAUUUGCAAAGAUUUCAUAAUUUCUAGGAGCAGAAUUAGGCCAUCAAGUCGAUAAUCAUACGUGUUCAAUCAUGGCUGAUCAAUUGUUCCCUAUCAACCCCAUUCUUUUCCCUUUUCCCCAUAACCUCUGACACCUGUACUGAUCAAGAAUCUAUCUAUCUCCACCUUAAAAAUAUCAAUUGAAUUGGCCUCCACUGCAGUCUGGCGAUGAAUUCCACAGAUUUGCCACCCACUGAAUAAAGAAGUUAGUCCUCAUCUCCAUUCUGAAGGUACAUCCUUUUAUUCUGAGGCUACGGCCUCUGGUCCUAGACUCUCCCAUUCAUGGAAACAUCCUCUCCACGUUCACUCUAUCCAGGCCUUUCACUCUUCAGUAAGCUUCAAUAUGGUCCCGCUCAUCCUUCGAAACUUCAGCAAGUUCAGGCCCAUCAAAUACUCAUUUACUCCUGGGCACGAUGCAGAGCAUCCCCUUAUAGUCCAACAGGACUGAAAGAUAGAGCAUGGUUAUACUGCUGCAGGAUGGGGAGGAGAGCUCUUGGCAAGAGCCAUCCAGGGUGGUUUGAACAGUCGGUGUUGGUUGCCAGGCAAAACCAGUAACCGUGGAGGAGCAGGAAGAUGAUUGCUGCAAACCUCUGCUGCUGAGGGGUGGCACAGCUGGUAGCAGUUGCUGCCUCGCAACGCCAGAACGCCUAGUUCAAGCCUGAACUCCGGUGCUGUCUGUGUGGUGUUUGUAUGUUCUCCCAGUGAUCGCCUGGGUUUCCUCUGGGUGCUCCAGUUUCCUGACACGUCCCAAAGAUAUGUGGGCUUGUUGGUAAAUUGCCCCUCGUUUGUAGGGAAUGGAUGCUGAUGUGGGAUAACAUGGAACUAGUAUGAACGGGUGAUUGAUGGUCAGCGUGGACGCGGUGGGCUAAAAGGGCCUGUCUCCAUCCUGUAUCUUUCAAUCAACCUGAGAGCGGACAUCACUCUACCAGCUGGAUCCAUAGUUGUUCUUCCAGGAUGGGGCACCAGCAGUUCUAGUGAAUCUGUUGCAGAAUAGGUUCAAAGGUCAGUUUAUUGUCACAUGCACCAAAUAAGGUACAGUGAAAUUCGAUUGAAUUCAUGAAUGUCUGAACACUAAUAGUAGCAGUCCGAGCUUCUACAGACCAGAAAGUGACCCGAGUUUAUGUUCUAAUCUUUGAAUACCGGAUGCUGUUGGUCACAUUUUGUCCUCUCAACAUUAUGAAUAUGGAAACUUUUUUUCCAGCGUUCUAUUCGCUCAUCAACAUUGUUCCCAUACCAUUCCUAUUGAACGCUUUGUAUGGGUCUGAAUAGCAUAUUAAAAUAUUUUAGACAGAAGGAUGCUGGUUUACA